This is a messenger RNA of Iphiclides podalirius (scarce swallowtail), 798 nucleotides long. NCBI's taxonomy places the organism in Eukaryota, Metazoa, Arthropoda, Insecta, Lepidoptera, Papilionidae. The record is from the annotation of a GenBank genome assembly.
AUGAACUCUUCAACAAAAGCAGCACCCAUGACGAAGGAUGAAACAAUUCUUUUAGUAGAGCUUGUGGCUGCAAAUAAAAUCAUUAAUAAUAAGACAACGAAUGCCACAAACAAUAAAUUGAAGGAACAGGCUUGGCAAACCUUGACAAAUGAAUUUAAUUCCUCAAUCAGUAGUUUCCCGCGAACUUCUUCGCAGCUUCGGUUUAAAUGGGAUAACUUGAAAAAAGCAGCUCGCAAACGUUGCGCAAACAUAAAAAGUAACCAUAAUAAGACUGGAGGUGGUAAGGACUAUUUUCCGCCAGAUGAAGUAUUGGACAAAGUUACUUCAAUUUUGGCCAAUACUUGCCAAGGUUUCUCUGUUGAGUUUGGUGGAGAUGCCAUCAAUGACAUAGUAGUGGAUGUCGAUAUUGAAAAACUUGUAACUGAAAAUGAGGAUGGAUAUGAGGAUAGUGAUGGUGGUGUUUGUGGUGGUGAUGUAACACAGGAGGAGGUGUUAAAUGAACAACAAAGUGUUGAGACCCAUUCACCAAAACCUAAAUUUCUUUUUUUAAAUAGGGCUAGCGGAAGUGGUACUUUAGCAAAGCGAAAACGCAAAUUAGAAGAAGAUAGUUUUAAGGCUCGUAUAUUAAGGGACAAUGCUCUAGCCGAGUACCUCACAACAAAAAAGAAAAAAAUCGAAUUAGAAAAUGAGGAAAAGGAGACAAUAAUUGCCAAAUUGAAGAUAGAAUUAGAAAACGCCAAAUUAGAAAAUUUAAAAUUAAAAGCAGCUUUGUGUAAACAGUGCAGUAAAAGAAUAAUG